This is a messenger RNA of Dioscorea cayenensis subsp. rotundata (Guinea yam), 1722 nucleotides long. Its product is annotated as probable polygalacturonase. Gene Ontology annotation, molecular function: polygalacturonase activity. The coding region runs from base 91 to 1593 and encodes 500 amino acids. Lineage: Eukaryota; Viridiplantae; Streptophyta; Magnoliopsida; Dioscoreales; Dioscoreaceae. Gene Ontology annotation, biological process: carbohydrate metabolic process. The record is from RefSeq and is a predicted model, not a curated record. The transcript is spliced from 5 exons.
ACCAAAAUCACUCCAAAGAAGCACACGAAAAAAAAAAAGAAAAUUUUCAGCAAAUGGGAUCGAAAACCCUAGCGAAAAUCUCGAUCGACAAUGGAGAUCUCUAGUAACCCUAAUUCUCUUUCUCAUCUUCUUCAUCAUCAUCUCCAGGACCAGGUGAGCAUGGCCUUGCGGGCAUUGUUCUUGUUAUUAUUGGUGGCGAUGGUGGCGGCGGCGGCGAGAAGGGAUGAGGAAUCGAGGGCGUGGGCGGUGGAGUACGUGGCGGUGACGGGUUGCAGGGCUCACGCGGCAUCGGUGGUGGAGUUUGGGGCGGUGGGCGAUGGGAUUACUUCGAAUACGAAGGCGUUCAAGGCGGCGGUGGAGCAUCUAGGGCAGUACUCUAAGGAUGGCGGCGGUGGUGGUGGUGGUUUGCUUUAUGUUCCGGCGGGGCGGUGGCUCACCGGACCUUUCAAUCUCACUAGUGUUUUCACUCUCUUUCUUCAUCGAGAUGCUGUCAUUCUUGCUUCCCAGGAUAUAAGUGAAUGGCCAGUGAUAGAUCCAUUGCCGUCUUAUGGGAGGGGUAGGGACAAAGCUGGAGGGAGAUAUAGCAGCUUACUCAUGGGAGUCAAUCUUACAGAUGUGAUCCUCACUGGUGAUAACGGAACAAUAGACGGCCAAGGAGCAUUCUGGUGGCAGAAAUUCCACAAGAACCAACUCAAAUACACGCGAGGAUAUCUUGUCGAACUAAUGUACACAGAUCAGAUAGUCAUCUCCAAUCUCACAUUCCUCAACUCUCCAAAUUGGAACAUCCAUCCUGUUUACAGCAGCAAUAUCAUUGUCUCUGGCAUAACAAUCCUUGCACCGGUACAUUCACCUAACACAGAUGGAAUCAAUCCCGACUCCUGCAGCAAUGUUCGAAUUGAGGACAGCUACAUUGUCUCCGGUGAUGACUGUGUUGCUAUUAAAAGCGGGUGGGACGAGUACGGUAUCGCUUUCGGGAGGCCGAGCGAGCACAUUACCAUCAAAAGACUCACUUGCAUUUCUCCGACAAGUGCAGCCAUAGCUGUUGGAAGCGAAAUGUCAGGCGGAGUAAGGGAUGUGAGGGCAGAAGACAUUACUGCUAUCAACACCGAGUCAGGUGUUCGAUUGAAGACUGCGGUUGGGAGGGGAGCAUUCAUCAAAGACAUAUAUGUUAGAGGCAUGAAUUUGAACACGAUGAAAUGGGUGUUUUGGAUGACGGGGAAUUAUAAGUCUCAUCCUGAUGGGAAAUUUGACCCGAAUGCUUUGCCGGAGGUGAAUGGUAUCAGUUACAGCAAUGUGGUGGCACAGAAUGUGUCUAUGGCAGGAAGGUUAGAUGGCAUUGAAAAUGCACACUUCAAAGGAAUAUGUUUGUCUAAUGUAACAGUGCAUAUGGCAAUGAAGGCUAAGAAAGUGCCAUGGGAGUGCACUUACAUUGAAGGUGUGUCAAAGGAUGUGAGUCCAAAGCCUUGUGAUUCACUGGAAGAUCAAGGCAGCGACGAAGGUGGUGGUGGCGGUGAGCUCACCAGUUGCCGGUUUCCAGAGGAGAGGUUACCUAUUGAGGACAUUGAAUUUAAAAGGUGUUCAUAUGCAGCAUAAGGAGAUGGUUGAUACUUUUUAAAGUUAGUUUGUUGUCUGUGUUGUUGUAUGCCUCAGUAUUCCUCAUGUUACUUGUUUGUGGUGAUUUGAAUUGAAUGCAAAGGCUUCUUUCUCUAGGUUAUAAUUUAA